AUGUUGAGACUACCACCUGCUAAUCCUCAAGGCAAAGUUCGUUUAACUCGUUUACAUGCCUAUCAUUGUGGCGAUAGUUGCUCUUACGAUCGAACAAUAAAAUAUAUUGAGAAAUAUAUUGAAUUACUGUCUACGAAGGAUACCCUAACAACAGCAGAAAGAGUUGCCAAUUUACAUACAAAAAUUGCUUUAAUUUAUUUUAAUGAAAAAAGAAAACUAUCAUUCAUCAUUAAAACAUUACCUGAAAUCAUUAGAAUUCCAUCAAUUAAAUGUUAUAAGAUUAUACAAAAGCUUUAUUUGAAAUGUUUAGAAUAUCAAUCCGAAAAAACAUCAUCGAUAUUUGAUCAAAUUGCAUGUUCAUAUUGGAACAACAGUGACUAUGAUCAGGCUUGUGUAUAUUUGUUAAAAACACUAAAAAUUAAAGAAGAAUGA
Didymodactylos carnosus is the source of this 432-nucleotide messenger RNA. Lineage: Eukaryota; Metazoa; Rotifera; Eurotatoria; Philodinida; Philodinidae. The record is from the annotation of a GenBank genome assembly.